This is a messenger RNA of Hemisphaericaspora subhashii, 516 nucleotides long. RefSeq lists its product as uncharacterized. Lineage: Eukaryota; Fungi; Ascomycota; Pichiomycetes; Serinales; Debaryomycetaceae. Gene Ontology annotation, biological process: positive regulation of DNA-templated transcription. Gene Ontology annotation, molecular function: transcription coactivator activity; chromatin DNA binding. The record is from RefSeq and is a predicted model, not a curated record. Gene Ontology annotation, cellular component: nucleus. The coding region runs from base 1 to 516 and encodes 171 amino acids. The transcript has a single exon.
AUGUCAAUAAAUGGGGUAAUAUUAAAACAUAAUUAUAAUCAAUUACUCGGAACUCAAACAAUCCCAUUUGAAUUAAGUAUUGAUGGAUUAGAAACAUUACAAUAUCGUACAAAGACGUCACGACAAUCACUUUAUAUAAAUGGCAAUGGUAGCUCAAUAAACGUAUCAGCCAAAGAUGGGUAUAUAUAUCUUACAACAAAGAGAAUGGUUUUCAUAACAGCUACUCAAGGUGAUAUAGAUACAUUUCUGAUUGAUCUUAAUUUAGCUCCUAUACUACAAUUAUCUCAUAAAAUACAAGCACCAUGGUUUGGAGCAAAUUAUUGGGAAUUUAUGUUUUAUAGUGCAUCGGAACCAAGUAUUGCUAGUGAUGGAUUUCCCAAGAAUCAAUAUUUUAAGGGAGAAAUAAGAUUUCAAGAAGGUGGGUUGUUUGAAUUUAUAGAGGUGUUGAACAAAGUAUUGAAUGAUUCUGUGAAUAAUCGUGAAAUUGAUGAAGAACUCCCACAAUACGCUCCAUAG